AUGUGUGCGGCCACUGACUGCCUUCCAACCCCAUCCUCUCUCGCAGACGUAGACUGCCACCCGCUAUGGGCUAAAGGUAUGACGGCAAUGUUCUCGUAUGCCUGCGGAGAAGGCGGCGAAGGUUACAAGAAGACAGAAUGCGGUGAGGAGACGUCAGAUUGGGUAAUCAAAUAUGUGACAAAGUUCGCUACAGCAAUCGACCCACGAUGUAAAUUGGCUAGCCAACUGCCAAGUAAGGCUUAUACCUUGAGUUUUGCAAAGAAAUAAGU
This is a messenger RNA of Strongylus vulgaris, 269 nucleotides long. Lineage: Eukaryota; Metazoa; Nematoda; Chromadorea; Rhabditida; Strongylidae. The record is from the annotation of a GenBank genome assembly.